AAUCUGAGAGACGAAUCACGAAAGUUAAGACUUAAGAGCUCAUUACACUCUUUUUAUUAUUAAUGGAAUUCCUUCACUGAUAGUGCAUUAUUGUUAGAAACUUACAAAGUGUAUUUCAAAGGAAAAAUGUAUUUUUUAUAAUUUCAUAUCAAAGAAUUAGCCAUGGACGUGGAUCUUCUUAGGCCAGGAACAGUACCAAUAUCACCAGAUACUGUGUUAUGGUUUGAGUUUCUUCUUGAUCCUACAUUACUGAAAAGACAUUUGAAUAAACCUAAUCCAGAACCAUCAGGAUGUCAGUUAAUAGAAGAAUUUCUAUCAGUUGAUGCUAAGAAUCAAAAUUCUAAAUUAAGUGAUAGGGUAGUAGAUGUUGAUGGGCCAUCAAGUCCUGCUCCAAGUACACCAACUGUUUUACAAUUCACUAGAAAACAACUAGCAUUGAAGAUUUUAGCACUUAAAGUUGCGCCCACACUUAAUUGGAACUUAGAUGUCUUGGAAAAAAAUUUACCUCCUCAUAUACAACAGCAACUUAUGCAAGAUCUUGUAUUUAUGGCAACAGAUACAGCUUUUGCUGUUCCUCCUUUGGAAAUCCAAUCUGACCUUCUGCAACAGCUACAUGUGCAAUUUGCACUGACUUUAUAUCACAGAUGGGUGCUAAGGUUUCCGGUCAAGUCUGCACUUUUUAUGAAAUCGUCCAAGCUGCCAUAUGCUCAUUUGCCUGGCGCCCAAGGGGAUAUAACAUACAAUCCAUUAAAUCAAAACUUUGAAAAAAUAUUGCGUAUGUGUGAAUCAUCUAGGAUGCAAAGUAUAAGAUAUUUAGAAGGUAUUAUAGCAUACUAUGAAGGAACUCUUGGUCGAAGAGAGUCAAGAAAAAUAAAAAUACCCGUUAUGGAGACAUUUGUCAAUCUAACAGAAGAUUCUGAUGAUAUGAAUCAUGAUUGGAAUGCUGGUGAUAUUUAUAUUAGCCAAUACGAGUUAGCAAUGCAAGUUCACUUUGAUCUUUGCUAUAAUUACUUUUUCUAUGGGCAACAUGAUUUAGCUAAAAAGCACAUUUUAGGCUGUAGAGAAAACUCCAACCUCUUAGAAAGAGAAAUAGCCACCUAUGGUUAUGGUGGUAUCCAUAAAGAAAUGCCCUGGGAAAAUUUAUAUUAUGCAAGUAUGAAGAAGGAGGAUAUUCUGGGCUACAUAAGAGCUCUGAACUUGGGAUAUGAGCUAUUGAAUGAAGAACCACAUUUACUUCAGAAACUUCAGGAGUCUAUCGCGAAUCAUUAUGCGGGUAUUAUCGGCAUUUUGCAAGCUGAUAAUUUGGCUCGAGAAAUACCAUUGGUCCAUAGAGAAGUGGUUGAACUUGAUAUACAAGGAUCUGCCUCUAGUGGAGCAUUUACUGUAGCAAGAGAUCUUUUAAACAGAGUGUCGGUACUGAACGCCAUAAGAUACGCGUUAGAGGGCGGAAUACCUUCGACUCACCCAGAAUUUUUGAACAAAUUCAAAACCAUCGGCAUCAAGUACUUUGAUCUUCUCUUUUGGGCAAUGGGGCCUGUUCUAACAUCAGAUUUGUCUGAAAAGGAUUGGGAAAAUCUUCGGAUAUUUUUCCUUCAUCUAGCCACAUCAAACUGCAAGCUACCAAUAGAUAGAAUAGAUGACUAUCUAAAAAAAUAUGUCGGAGACGCCUCAGAGAGAGUUCGGCGAAAAUUAAUAUGUGACGAACAUUUGGAUGACAUUUUAAACGAUCCAAACGCAGUGGAUGACGAAAAUAUGGAUAUUCCAAGAGAAUUGCUCACUGAUGAUUGGGAGAUGCCGAAUUUCGAUUUCAAAACUGUACCAGAGUUGGAAAUGGGGAGGUUGAAGAAGCGGCUAGUUGAAGCAUCUACGGCUGAAGAUAUCAGAAUGCGUUUAGUGAAACUCGCUGUUAUGUCGCCGUCUUCGCCAUUGUGGAAGCUGAGUCCUUCAUGGAAGCCUCCGGGAGGGUUAGGGAUGGCAUUUAUAUCAUUGCCAAGAGGUUUCAUGCAAGACUUUGGGUAUAUAGUGUCAGGGCUGGCCCGGGCGAGAGUGGAAGCUGGGUGUUCCAGGACGGCACUUUCGUUACUCUCAGUGUUGGAAAAUGAGGCAAGGAGCCAGCUAGGUGUUGGGUCUGAUCCAACAUUAUAUCGUCUGUGUCGACAGUUGUCGUGGGAAGUUCUGUUCUUGCAAGUGAAUGUGUUGUUGAGUGAAUGGCCUAAUCACAGACUGAAUUUAUCGGCACUUGCUAAUAAAUGUAAAGCAUGUAUCGCUGCAGCGACAUCUGGGGAUGGGAUUGUGCCGCGACCACAGGUAUUGGAAGGUUGUUGGAUAUGCCUGGUAAAUGCGUGUGAGUGGGAGGGCGCUGGCGUCGUGUCAGGCCCUGGUGAGGCGGCCGCGGCCGUCUGCGCAGCUUGCUUUGAACUACAGCGGGGAAAGGCUGGUAGGAAGUUUCCAAGACCUCUCUGGGACUAUGCGCUCUCAAUAUAUAACAAUGGAACAAGCGGUCCCGUGAAGCGAACGGCCGGGGGCUUGCCCUCACAUUCCAGGGAUGUGCCAAACACGGCAUCCGAAGCGAGAAAUGCGUUUAACGCGUUUCUGGCAACCCUAAGAGAGCCUUUAGCUGUCAGCGUAGUGUUGUCCCUUCUAGCGAGGAUAUACAAUUUAAUAAUAGAUGACACGUCAGUGGAAUUAGUCGUGGAAUACACGAAUCUGUGGCCCUCGAAUAUUUCGAAUAUAAAUAACUAUAAUUCGAAAUAUGUAUUGGAAACGAUCACCGAAUUACUGGAGAGGAGUUUGAAGUAUUAUCCGUAUAAUACGUCAUGGUUACGUUUAUAUGGUGACGUGGAAAUGGCCUGCGGGCGCUGGGCACCGGCUCUUAGACGUUACCUUUGCGCCUUAGCUGCCGGUACUUGGCACUUCGCGAAGCGUGCCCCAGACGAAGGUAGUAUAACGCGUCGUGCAGCGCGAUGUUGUCAGGCAUUAGCAUCGCCUGCGCAGGCGGCCGCGUUAUGUCAGCUGCCCGACGAUCCAGACUAUGUUACAGCUUUCAAGUGCUUUGCGGAAAAGAGCAGCAACGCCGCGGAUGCAAUGGACGGUUACUACGGCUGUUUAUGGGAUGGCACGCUUCUAGAAGUUGCCGUUGCCCUACAUAAUCGGCGUGGCGAAGGAGGCAGAAAGGCCCGGACCGUAAAAGCCGCUGGGGCUUUAGAACUUAACGCUAAUAAUAGUGAAGAUAUUCAAAGAGAAGCCGCAGCUAUCAGACGGGCCAGACUGCUAAGGGCACUUACGAAUCAAUAUGUUGCUUAAAUAAAACCUUUAUAGUAUC
This is a messenger RNA of Pieris napi, 3322 nucleotides long. It is a transcript of the gene IntS8, whose product is annotated as integrator complex subunit 8. Lineage: Eukaryota; Metazoa; Arthropoda; Insecta; Lepidoptera; Pieridae. Gene Ontology annotation, biological process: snRNA 3'-end processing. The record is from RefSeq and is a predicted model, not a curated record. The transcript is spliced from 9 exons. The coding region runs from base 163 to 3303 and encodes 1046 amino acids. Gene Ontology annotation, cellular component: integrator complex.